Molecule: messenger RNA, 153 nt
Organism: Arabis nemorensis
Lineage: Eukaryota; Viridiplantae; Streptophyta; Magnoliopsida; Brassicales; Brassicaceae
Source: the annotation of a GenBank genome assembly
AUGAGAUUGGCUAUUCUGUUUUGCGUGAUGACAGGUACUCUGGCCCGGAUGUGGUUGGGAGGCUGCCUCUCUAACAGAUUUGAUCACUUCUGCGGCGGUCAAGAAAUUGUAGCCACCACUUUCUGUCUUAAUUUGCAUUCUCUCAAAGCUUAA